Messenger RNA from Trichophyton benhamiae CBS 112371, 309 nucleotides. RefSeq lists its product as uncharacterized. The transcript has a single exon. Gene Ontology annotation, molecular function: translation initiation factor activity; RNA binding. Gene Ontology annotation, cellular component: nucleus. Gene Ontology annotation, biological process: translational initiation. Lineage: Eukaryota; Fungi; Ascomycota; Eurotiomycetes; Onygenales; Arthrodermataceae. Bases 1 to 309 code for a protein of 102 amino acids. The record is from RefSeq and is a predicted model, not a curated record.
AUGCUGGCCACGGCCGAAGAGACGCUCUACCCACCACCAGCACUCGAGGAAGGACAGUCAAUCGCCCGAGUCGUCAAGGCAACAGGAAACAACAUAUACUCCGUCGAACUGCCAUCCAAGGAGUCAAUACUGGUUGAACUCCCAGCACGUUUCCGUUCUACUAUCUGGAUGAAACGAGGCACUUUUGUCGUCGUAGAUUCCACAGCGUUAGAAGAGCGAGAUAACAAGCUGUCUGGAGAGAUUGUGAAUAUAGUUAGGGACGACAAGGCAUGGAGAAAGGCAGAUUUCUGGUUCGUCUCAAGCUUGUAA